CUUUGUCUGGUAUUAGUUAUAGAUCAAGUUGCCUAAAUAAAACGUUCGCUAAGAUUUAUUAUACGGUACGUAAUCAAAAAAGUGGGUCAAAACGCGCAAUCUUAUCUGUUCGUUCUGAACCUUCGUUAACUACGUGUAAGGCAUGAUAAUUAGUACUUGAGAAGUAAUCUUAAUAAAAAAGAACGUUAAAAAGUUUCUUUUGAGCAGAAUUGCUGUACAACUACAGACAUUUUCAGGUAAAAUAAAAUGUUUGAUUAGCUGAUAAUAGUUCGUCGGGUAUUUUGUUUUUUUCCCAGGCCCGAUAACAUGGUGAAAAUGGAAUUCAAGAGGUUCUUAUACUCAUAUGUUUAACGGACUAUACAGAGAAUAAGUAUGCAACGACGGACGAGCAGAGAGACACUCUAGUUGCUGCCCUUUUGUUGAACACAUUAAACACGUUUUUUCAAAAGCGGAAUUUUUUUAAAAUUCGCGCCAACAGACAAGUGUCAAACAAAGAGACGGACAGUUUGAGUCAAUAGCUUUCUAUCACAUUUUCUGAUAUAGUAAGAAGUGCCGAGAUUUCCGAGCAGUCCUUACCAAAUGUGAAGUGGUUUCGUCGUCAUUCAUCAGCCAAAAAUGACGUCAUUCUUUACUAAAAGAAUCACUAAAUUUGGAGUUCUCGCUGUGUUACUGAUUCUAUUAGGUGUCUUGGUGUUGGCCACUCAUAAAAAUGUUGGCAAAGUUAUUCGCCGGCAAAAUGAAACCAAAACAAUUUUAAUUUGGAACGGAUCUAGCCGAAAGGAAGUCCGCAAUUUCGGCUGGGGUAAGGACGUCUUUGUCAAUAAGAAAUGCCCUGAAACUAGAUGUGAAAUGGUCGACAAUCGGAAAGAACGUCCUCUCCAUCAUUACGACGCCAUUGUCAUUGUACUUAAUGACGAAUUCAAAUCACCGGAUCAAAUGAUGAUGCCAGAUUUUGAAAACAAACGCGAUGAAAAUCAGCACCUCGUCAUGUUCACUCAAGAGUCUCCCCCAGCCUUGAAACGGUAUUACAACAUGACUCAAUUAGCUCAUUUUUUCAAUUGGACAAUGACGUACAGAAUGGACUCUGAUAUUCGAUUACUAUACGGUCGGAUUAUUCCAAAAGAAAACGCUCCUCGGACACCGGAAGAGAUAAGUCAUUUAAGAGAAAGAGCUCGUGUUAGUUCACCGCCAGACGCAGUUAGUAACAAGACCAAAACAGUUGCCUGGAUGGUUUCUCAUUGUGAUACACACAGCCAACGAGAAAAGUACGUCAAAGAGCUGAGCAAAUACAUCGACGUCAAUAUUUACGGCAGAUGUGGUAAUCUGUCGUGUGCGCUUCACGUACUGCAUCACUCGGACCCGCAGUGUUACGACAUGAUCGAGUCAACCUACAAAUUCUACUUGUCUUUUGAAAAUGCAAUUUGUCCAGACUACGUCACUGAAAAGUUUUUCAAAAUUAUGGGCCACCACAUCGUUCCGAUCGUCUACGGCGGAGCCGAUUACACCCAACACGUACCGCCCCACUCGUACAUCGACGCCCGCAAGUUCAAACCCAAAGAAUUGGCCGCUUAUCUCAAAUUACUCGGUGCAAACGACACGCUCUACAACGAGUAUUUCUGGUGGAAGGAUUAUUACCAAGUGGAAUACAGCGUAGAAGACAUGACUCGUCACGGCUUUUGUGACUUGUGUCGAAAACUGCACCAGCUGGAUGGAAAUUUUCGGUCGUAUAAGGAACUGGAGUCGGAAUGGGGCGAUGGCAACAAGUGUCAACAGUUGGACUCCAGUUGGUUAUGAUGAAUUAUUUCAAACAAAAAAUAUUACCCAAACAGCAGACAAAAAAAUUCUGAAUGUUAAAAAAAAGAUGCUGUUCUUUUACCUUAAUUUUUCUUUUCUUUAAUUUGACCUUCCAAUGUGUAUGUGCCCAUAUAAAAGUAAAUCAUAUUUCUACAAGGCAAACAAAACGAGAUUUUCUUCUUUGCAUGAAUAGCUUGACAGAUUUAAAUUGAUUCAAGGGACGAAUGAAAAAAAGAAAAAAAAAAGGUAACCUGUCCUGCAUGACGACCUCAUUCACAUCAAAGGAACUUUUGCGCGGAUUUUUCAACAUUCGAAAUUGAAUUGCAUAUUCAUCGCACGUCCCUCCAUGUCUCUCUAUGGUUAAGUUAUCCUAUCUCACUUCAAUCUCUUUAUCUUUCGCAACUGGAUCCCGAACAACACACCGGUUAGAUUCCUGGUUGCAAUAAGUUGCUGCGAAAAAUGUUCAGGCUACUCAGUCGGCCACAGACUGGAUAACGUUCACACCGUCUUCCACCGCCAUGAAAUUUCAUUUAACAAUUUUCGCGAUUGCCUUCAACAUGGCCAACUCGGCUCCCUACGGACUCAUCCGUAGGCUAGGAGCUGGCUUCGAUUCUAUCGUGGUGUACGCUGUGCCAACAUCACCCGGUGUUAGUGAUCAGAGUUAUUCCUCUUCCAGUAUUGGCCAGAACUAUUACUCUCCUAGUAGCGUCCCGAGCUAUCCCUCUUCCAGUAGUGACCCAAUUUAUUCAUCGGAACCCAGUAGUGGCCAGUGCUGUUCCACUUCCAGUAAUGGUCCAAGCUAUUCUUCUCCCACUAGUGGGUCGGGUUAUUCUUUUCCCAGUAGUGACCCGGGUUAUUAUUCUUUUCCCAGUAGUGGCCCAAGCUAUUCCUCUCCCAGUAGUGGGUUGGGCUAUUCUUCUCCCAGUAGUGACCCGGGUUAUUCCUCCCCCAGUAGCGACCCGUUUGAUAUCCAUGACAAUACAGCGACCUUUUGUCCGAACAAAAUUCAUUCGACUUCUCAGCGGCAUCAUCGGCAGAGAGAGCGAAUAACAUACCAGCCGGUAGUUCGUGAAACAUUCAGAAGUCGAAACAGCUAUCCUGAUUCAUCCUACGGGAACGAGAAAACCCCGGCGUAUCGAACACCCAGUUAUUCAGUUCGUGAUUCCUUCGAAUCAUCUCAUCGACAGAAAAACUAUGGACGAGACAAUUCCCGAGCUAGUCAGGACCCAAUGUACGGGCAAACCGGUUCGUCGUACGAGGCCUUCACGAUCCAUCAAAAAUCUCCCACGUCCCGGACAGUAAUAGGCUACCGUCUACUACCAUCGAGUUCAAUGCGGCGAGGAUAAAAGCUGAAAAAUGGAUCAUGAUGUACGGGAAAAGAAAACAAACAGGACCAUGGCGGAUAAUUCGGAUAUUAAUCGUUCUGUUAUAAGUUAUGUCAAAAUGUAAACUAACACAACUCACAAAUCGUACAAAAUGUUUUCAAAUAUCGAUAGUUCUCUGUUGUUCUCUCCCCCCAAUCCCUUACAAAACUGGUUGCUGAUUAUUACAAGAAAGCAGGUAAACAUUUCAAAA
Molecule: messenger RNA, 3369 nt
Organism: Daphnia pulex (common water flea)
Lineage: Eukaryota; Metazoa; Arthropoda; Branchiopoda; Diplostraca; Daphniidae
Product: alpha-(1,3)-fucosyltransferase C-like
Exons: 3
Coding region: 616-1794 (392 amino acids)
Cellular component (GO): membrane
Molecular function (GO): alpha-(1->3)-fucosyltransferase activity
Source: RefSeq, a predicted model, not a curated record